AUGAAUCAGACACAAAAUAUUAGCGUCCUCCAGACGAAUAUAAACCACUGUGCGGGGGCUCAGGACCUCCUACUGCAGUCUAUCGCGCAGUGGCAGAUUGAUUUGGCCGUGGCAUGCGAGCCAUACUUCGUCCCCUCGCAGGCAAAUUGGGUUGGUGACACCGAUGACUUGGUGGUAGUAGUGUCUGCAAACAGCGCUGGCCCCUCUCUUUCAGCUGUCGAAAGGGGCCCGGGGUACGCGGUAGCUAGAUGGGGGGAGUACAUUAUCGUCGGGGUGUACUUCUCGCCUAAUCGUCCACUGGCUGAAUUUGAGGCUUUCCUCGACUCCGUCAGUGAGGCUGUUCGCAGACACAACGUAGGGCGCACGUUGGUACUUGGCGAUUUCAAUGCUAAAAGCCAAGCUUGGGGAAGUCCGGCCACUGACGCCAGGGGCAGGGCUGUACAGGUGUGGGCUGUGCACCAAGGACUCAACCUACUUAACAGAGGGACAACCUACACCUGUGUUCGCGAAGAGGGGGGAUCCAUAGUGGACUUGUCGUUUGCCACGCCUUUGGUCGCUGACAGAGUCACUGGUUGGAAGGUCUGGGACUGGGUGGAGACCUUGUCAGACCAUAACUACAUCAGAUUCAAGGUCUCCGCUCCUGGUGUUACUCCUAUAGUUCCCUCCCGGGGUUCGAAUUGCUUCCCACGGUGGUGUUUGAGUCAGGUGGAUCGUGAACUGGCGAGAGAGGCCGCCAUAGUUCAGCGUUGGUCGUCUCUCACCUUCGACGGGGAUACCAGCGUGGAUACGCUUGUGAAUCGUCUACACGAAGACCUGACCGUGGUAUGCGAUUCCUCCAUGCCGAGGGCCCGCAGAUGGCAUCGCCGCAGGAGAAAUGGUCUGUAUAUGGUCCUAGAAGAACAGCUGCGGGAGGUUUACCGUCAGGCUAAGAAAGCCUUACAAAUAGCGAUUCGGAGCAGUAAGGAGCAGGCCCGGGAGGAGCUGCUGGAGGACUCUCCAGCCGGAGUUCCUGCGCCGGGUGGUCGAUGA
Messenger RNA from Bicyclus anynana (squinting bush brown), 1029 nucleotides. RefSeq lists its product as uncharacterized. NCBI's taxonomy places the organism in Eukaryota, Metazoa, Arthropoda, Insecta, Lepidoptera, Nymphalidae. Bases 1 to 1029 code for a protein of 342 amino acids. Gene Ontology annotation, molecular function: catalytic activity. The record is from RefSeq and is a predicted model, not a curated record. The transcript is spliced from 3 exons.